Molecule: messenger RNA, 231 nt
Organism: Protopolystoma xenopodis
Lineage: Eukaryota; Metazoa; Platyhelminthes; Monogenea; Polystomatidea; Polystomatidae
Source: the annotation of a GenBank genome assembly
AUGCUUCUGGCGUCACACAUAAAAGUGUGUGCCGGUGGUGGAGACAAUCAGAAUCACCAAACCCCAGCAUCGGACGGCGAAACGGGAAUGGGGAAGGAUACAACAGCCAAUCGCUUCGCUGACCAGAUCCUAUUUCGGCCAGCAUCUGCUCAUUCCAGGACCUAUUUGCCCACAAAACCAGACGACCAUUCCCACUCCACUCCACUCCACUCGACUGGGCUUUCACUUUAA